AUGAGUGAAAUUAGCGACGACAAGAAUCUAGAGAUAGAGCCGGCUUAUGACACUGACAGGGUGAAACAGUGGACAGUGGAAAAAGCCUUCUUUGGACGCUUUAAAAACAACCAAAAAGCCUCAACCAGUGAGUAGUUUAUUUGUGUUCACAUCGCAGUAUGAGGCAGUCAAACUAGGUCAUUCAAAACAACAAGUGACAUUUUAACUCCUUUGCUUGUAUCCUAGUAUUCAUCAAAUAAAAUACAAAUUGUGUCACCUGCAGCCUGAACCGAGUCAUGCGGUCACCGUUGCAGUUUCAUCCUGUACAUUUUUUAAUAUGGUAAAGGAAAGGGAACUGAAUGAGGACGAAGGACUAGAGAUGUUGAGCACCAGCACCUCCAUGAAGACCAGUCCCUAA
This is a messenger RNA of Coregonus sp. 'balchen', 397 nucleotides long. Lineage: Eukaryota; Metazoa; Chordata; Actinopteri; Salmoniformes; Salmonidae. The record is from the annotation of a GenBank genome assembly.